AUGCCCACACACCAUUUUGAUCAGCCUGUGACGUUUCGCAUCCUCCUUUGGCAAGCUCUGAAUCUCCUUCGUCAGUGUAUGCAAGCUCUUCGUUCUUGGUUAGCAUUGCAGCGUUCCUCAACUCAUCUCCGCGCCUUCGACCAUCAAGAUUUGAAGCUCCGCCGUUUGUGUAACUUCAGCUUCCUUCACGAGCCUCGUAUCAUUGACCAGCGAGCCUUGAAUCUCCUCCGUCUUCAGACGGAAGCUUCUGAUACUCCACCAACCUUUGCGCGCCUCGCAAUCUCAACAUCACCCGCCGAAAUCAGAGACCAACAGCGAAGAAUGGACUAUCUAUCAGAAUCUACGGAAGCUGGCCCGUCUGCAGCCGCCCCUGCACCUCGGGCUUUGAGAUCAAACUGGUGCCGAGAUGUAGACGUCCACCGGAAAGACUCCGCGAAGCUUGAGGGUGCCACAUUCAUCCCUCUCGAUCAGAUCUCCAUCAUUUCGGUCCACGAGCCUAACGCUCCCCCUGCCCAAGCGAUAGCGACGACACGCCUCACAAUCUACAACACCGGCAGCCUUCAUCAGCGGAACUUCGGGCACGGCAUCAUUGUGGACAAGAGAGGGGAGAUCAUCGGAUGCUGGCGCAAAGAGCAGCUCGCUAGCCCAGAACCGAAGGGAAAAUGGCGUGCAGACCCCACCCAGUAUCAGCCCCGAGAGGUCGCACUUCACAAUGCCCUCCAAAACCCCUACGGCUUCUCCAUCCGCGUCGACAUUCUCGCGAGCAAUGGUCCAACAUACAACGGACCGCAGGCCAGAGAGGCUAGGAGCCAACGCCUGCUGAGACCUCGCGCCAGCGGAUCCGGCGCAGCCCUACCCUCCUCCUGGCAGAACGACCCGAUCACACAGGCCGUGCUGCAGCAUGUCAACGUGGCGACCCAGACGAGGGCUGAUAAACUGCGAGAGAUGUUCGACAUGGAGCCCCCUCUGCCCCUCCUUCUGCCCGCCCACAGCAACACCUCCAGUCCUCUCUCCUCCCCCCCAGCCUCCGACGCCGAAGAAGACGCCCUAGAUACCGACGACGAGCAGCCAGAAUGGGUGCUUAUGAGCGAACUUCUCCCAACCCUGAAGGAAGGCGACGUCUGGUCACGUGCACAAAUGACGAUGAUUGCACGACACCGCGCGGGCCUAAAGGAUGACAAAGCCAUAACUUUCCCCCACAUUGACGACGUAGACUUCACGCAGGCGUACUGGAGACGGGCGGUGAACAUGUGGUACACCCAGAACCUGCGCCGCCUGGGCAGCUCGCGGAGGAAGCCCCACGAGCUGUGGCAAGAAGACGAGAAAGCGUGGGUGCGCGCCCACAUCAACGCCUUAGUUCGCCAAAAGGUUGCAGAUGGGGGUAGGCUGGAUACAGCGUUCAAGAGGCUUGGGUGGGAAGGCGUUGCGGUCGCUUUUGCCGCACAAUUCCCGGACCGGACGGUACGCACUGCUGCGGGCCUGCUUGGGAUGUUUACCCGUAGGCGGUACGCCGAGGAGAUUCGGGCGGAAAUGGAGGAAGAAGAGGUGGAAAAGGGGGCCAGUAAGAGUGCGAAGGGGGAGUAG
Messenger RNA from Mytilinidion resinicola, 1584 nucleotides. RefSeq lists its product as uncharacterized. The transcript is spliced from 2 exons. The coding region runs from base 1 to 1584 and encodes 527 amino acids. The record is from RefSeq and is a predicted model, not a curated record. Lineage: Eukaryota; Fungi; Ascomycota; Dothideomycetes; Mytilinidiales; Mytilinidiaceae.